Molecule: messenger RNA, 2377 nt
Organism: Dunckerocampus dactyliophorus (ringed pipefish)
Lineage: Eukaryota; Metazoa; Chordata; Actinopteri; Syngnathiformes; Syngnathidae
Exons: 2
Coding region: 1000-1608 (202 amino acids)
Source: RefSeq, a predicted model, not a curated record
CUGUUUUCUAAACAAAGCACUUCCGGGUUUGAUUUAGCACAACGAGCCGCCACAAGACGCGUAGGGGUGAUAUUUAUAUAAAACGCCACACACACAAAACCACAUCAACUCGAACUCAUAAAUAUGGGAUUAAUGGGUGAAUAUUUGUUGUAAAUUAAGGGUUGUGAAUGCUAAAAGUUCAUAACAUCUUAUGCCAGCCACUUCCGGUAUUUAAAAAGCCGAUAUGAAAUUACGCCACGUUGUUCAGUCGUUGUCAGUUUUAUUGUUUUUGUUUAAAAAUCUAGAGAGAGAAUGCAUAUGUGCUAAUCUAAAAACAACAAUCGUGUCUUGUUUUAGAUGUUCAGUAAAAGAAGGGGAAUGUUCGCGAUGAGGCCACUUCCUGUUUUCAAACGAAGCACUUCCGCGUUUGACCUAGCACAGCUAGCCGCAUUAGCGGCCACAAAAAGCCACACUUAAAUCCAGUAAUGACGCGGAUUGACAUUUAUACGAGUAUAAAACGCCACUCACUCAAACACAUCAGAUGGAACUCAUGGAUUCAUGGAUUAAUGGGUGAACAUUUGUACAAAUUAAGUGUUGUGAAUGCUAAAAACAAAGCUGCUAACGGUUUGUGCCAGCCACUUCCGGGAUUAAAAAAAACGAUAUGAAAUUACGCUACAUCGUUAAGUCGUUCUGAUCAAGUUUAUUUUGUUUUAGAUUUUGUGCGAUAAAGCAUCUGUGCUAAUCUAGAAACAAUUGUGUCAUGUUUUGUGAAGGGGAAAUGGUAGCGAUGAGGCCACUUCCUGUUUUCAAACAAAGCACUUCCGCGUUUGACCUAGCAUUACUAGCCUCGUUAACCAUCACAGGAAUCCCACUUAAGUCCACUGAUGACGCGUGGGUGUGGUAUCUAUACGUGAAUAAAACGUACCACACUCAACGCGCAAGCUCACAAAUAUGCGAUCACUGGGUGAAUAUUUAUUAAUCGAGGGGUGUGAAAGCUAAAAACAAAGCUGCUAAUAGCUCAUGCUGGCCACUGUGCGGUGGAGCGGCCAUGUGUGGAUGACGCUCAUUGAGGCCUCCAGGCUCCUAACACGCCACAGAUUAAGAAUGAAAAUCAUCUUUGCAGUGGUCCUCCUGGUUGCCGCCUACCAGGCGGUCGACGCGUGUGCAGCCGAGGCGGGGGGCACCAGCAACGACACGUUGAUCCUGUGCAGGGCCUGCGGCCAUGAGCUAGCGUUCGGCUCGGACAUCGGCAUGGUGCACAGCCGCCUGGCUUUGUCCGGCCGUAACGACACGCUACCCGGGGGCCGCGGGGUCCACGUCCAGGUCUUUGAAAACCCGCACGGUCUUCAGUUUGAGGUGAUCACGUUCAGGAGGGCGGACGUCGUCAAACAGUGGCCGGCGGACAAGCACUUUUCUUGGUUUCCAGGGUUCUCGUGGACUGUGGCCACGUGUCCCCGGUGCACAACACACUUAGGUUGGGCCUUCCAGCCCAGCUCCUGGCCCAACACAAUCACAGAGUCCACCUUUGCUGGGUCGGAUCAGACCUUCCUGGCUCUGAUCGUCCAGAAGCUGCUGAGAGAAGACUUUGCAUCGAGCCUGCUCAUGACUCCCAAGUCAUUCACCAGCUGACACAAGCAGAGAAUGGCAACACGCUCCCCGCAUGUGUGUACACAUUACAUUUUUAUUAUUGAAACAAAGCAAGUUUACACCUCAAACUUUAAACACUUUCUUCCCCCCCCAGGAGAAAAAGGAAGAUGAAUGGAUGUAAAUGACAAGAACUGUUCUAUCCAUGAAGCAAGUGGGGGCCAAAAUUUACAAGCUUGGUGUUUUUUUUUUUUUUUUUACCCAUUUUGUUCUUUAUUAAAAAUGUCAUUUCAAAUUUGCAUGGAUAUCUGUAAAACAAUACAAUGAAAACAAAAAGUUCCAUAGAAAUGGUGUCAAAAUCCCCCGCCCCAUAACCAACAUACGCUUAUAACCCCCCCCCCCCUCCCGCCGAACAUGACAAAAGGAAUGAGCAGAUACUUGUUAACCACGUCGGGGAAAAGGUUGUCUUUGUUUUGGGGGGAAAAAAACUGAACUUGAGGUCUGCUAGUGCUAGCUCACUACACCAUGGCUUUAGUCAACCUUGGACAGGAGGAAUUCUGUAGCAAGUGGCUUCAAAUUCUACGGAGGAUGCCGAGCCCAUUCUAUUUUUAUCAUUUUUUUUUAUUCUUUUCAAAGAGAGAUGAUGACCCUGGGGAUGUAACUCACGAUUCAGGGCAAAGUGCCGUUGGCCUUAGACGAGUCAAAGGAGAAACAACAUGGCGCCCACGGGUGCGGACUGGAGGCUUCAGAGUGUUGAAUGAAGCACACAUGACUUAAAAAAAAUAAAAAAACCAAACUAAACCAAAAAAAAAAA